UGGUGUGCCAUAGAAGAUACAUAGAGAUUUAACUAAAUCAUGAAUCCACACAAGGGAAAAAAGGCAAAACCAAAAACAAGUGCACGCCCCUUUGCUUUCCACACUUGAUACCUCAACUAUAUAGGUAACCACCUAUGGUUUCUGUGCUCCUUCAACCCCUUCUUCUAUAUAAAAGCACAUACCCACAAUACAAUAAUAUACCAUAUAUUGUAUUAUAUACAUACUGAUGCCAAUGUCACCAAAUGGAGGCCACCACCAGCCACUCCUCCCUCUAACCUGUCUCACCAACUCACAUCUAGAAGCAAUUAGGGUCACUCCCCUCUCUUUCUCUCUCUCUUCUCUUUCUUUCUCUCUCCGGGCUGAGAGUCAAAAGCCUAUAAAACCCAAUCUCAAGCCAUCACAAGGGCCGGCCUUGGUGUUUCAGCAACUCUGAAAAAAUAAUUAAGGAAAAAGAUUUGUUUGCUUUGGUUGUCUGGUUUUUGUUUUUGUUUUUUAUUUUUUGAGUAUGUGAAUUGAAUUGGGUUGAACCACCAUCAGCAGGAGGAUCGCUAGUGGCAAUAAAAGCUAGCGAAGCAGCUAGCUGUGGAGAGUGGGUUGUGGUGGUUUUGGAAUUGUGGCGGAGUAAAUGGGGAGGUCUCCUUGCUGCGAGAAGGCUCACACCAACAAGGGCGCGUGGACCAAGGAGGAGGACGACCGGCUCAUCGCUUACAUCCGCGCCCACGGCGAGGGCUGCUGGCGGUCCCUACCCAAGGCCGCCGGCCUCCUCCGCUGCGGCAAGAGCUGCCGUCUCCGCUGGAUCAACUACCUACGCCCGGACCUCAAGCGCGGGAACUUUACGGAAGAGGAAGACGAGCUAAUCAUCAAAUUGCACAGCCUCCUCGGCAACAAAUGGUCUCUGAUCGCCGGGAGACUACCGGGAAGAACGGACAACGAGAUUAAGAAUUACUGGAACACCCACAUAAGAAGGAAGCUUCUGAACAGGGGAAUCGACCCCGCCACUCACCGGCCGAUCAACGAGCCGUCGCCGGAGGUGACGACGAUCUCUUUCGCGAGCGUGAAAGAGGAAGAGAAGACUGCGCCGGCGGUCACGGGGCCGGUCAUAGAGCGAUGCCCGGAUUUAAACCUGGAGCUGAGAAUUAGCCCGCCAUACCAGGGAGGGUCCCCGGAGAAGGCACUGAAGACGGGAGGGAGAGGGCUCUGUUUUGCUUGCAGUUUGGGAGUGCAGAACAGCAAGGAGUGCUGUUGCAGCGGCAAUGGCGGCAGCAGCAGCGGCGGGAAUAGAGGCGGAGGGUACGAUUUCUUGGGAUUGAAAGGGAGCAUGUUGGAUUACCGAAGCUUGGAAAUGAAAUGAGAUGGGAAUUGAAAUGGGUUCGGAUUUGAAUUUGUGUAGCAGAAACUAAUUAAACGAAAUGGGGAGGAAAAUUUGAGCGAAGAAGAGAUUGAUAUUAGUUGAAAAAUCUCUCUAAUAUUCUCUCUGUUUUUUUCUUUUCUUUUCUCUUCUUUUUCGUUUUUGGGUCCCUAAUCUGUGUAACUAUUCAUGGAUAUUAGUAUAGUGAUAUAGUACAGAUGACCAUUAGGUUGUUCAUCAAAA
Malania oleifera is the source of this 1591-nucleotide messenger RNA. RefSeq names its product MYB-like transcription factor 4. The record is from RefSeq and is a predicted model, not a curated record. NCBI's taxonomy places the organism in Eukaryota, Viridiplantae, Streptophyta, Magnoliopsida, Santalales, Ximeniaceae. The transcript is spliced from 2 exons. Bases 626 to 1351 code for a protein of 241 amino acids.